Molecule: messenger RNA, 513 nt
Organism: Strongylus vulgaris
Lineage: Eukaryota; Metazoa; Nematoda; Chromadorea; Rhabditida; Strongylidae
Source: the annotation of a GenBank genome assembly
AUGGAUACUUCUCAAGAUCCACGAUGCAAAGAUGUGACAGUAGUGGCAUUUAUCAUCUACCCAGCAGCAGCAAACUCCUUUAAUGUGGACUCCCUACGAGGACAAGCCGUUUGCAAACAGCUCAAGGACACCAUAGCCAAAAUCAAAGAAAAUGUUGCAAAUCGCAUGUUUGAAUCAUCUGUUAGAGGAAAAGUGCCCGAACCAGAAGACUUGCUCCUACCAGCUGAAAAAGUUCAACUCAAACGUUGCAUCUUGGCGGCAAAGCGUGACAGCCUGCCACCAAUCUGCACCCACAACAUGCUGGACAGCGCCAACGAUCCAGUACUGCAGUCUCUUCGUCGUGUACAGCUGUUCAAUCAUGAUUAUGAUCGAGUGAAGGUGGUUUUCCAUCCGGAAUUCCUCUCAUCGGUAUCUCCACUUAUUGGUUUGGAUUACGAAGAUUUUGUGCGCGGAUGCCAUCUCGGAGUAUUUCCAAGCUAUUACGAGCCAUGGGGAUACACGCCAGGUAUGUAA